GGUGAAAAUGCCAACGGGAUAUGUGGUGAGCCUUUGCCGUGCGACAGUCAAGACAGUUCAAGAAACGUGCCGAACAGUCGAGAGGUUGUGAUGAUCUCAUAACGGAAGGGCAGCUGUACGUUUGUUGAAAGUGACCUUUUAACUGAAGUGUGUACCUCCUACCCCUCCGGGUGCGUGUGUGUGUCUGUGUUUGUGGUGUGAAAGCCCACAGCGAGAGAGAGAGAAGGAGCACGAGAGACACUAAGUACCAACCAUUAGAAUUGCCUACGAUACCCCCCCUCCGCACUUACGGUGGGUGUGUGUGUGUGCACGCGUUUGUGUGGUGUGUGGACAAUAUCUGUUUUCGUAAUUCAGCAGUCGUCUCAAUCUCUGUGCAAAAACACAUCCACCACCACCGUCCCGGUCCGGAAGCAGCAGCCACCAACGUUUCCGGUGUGAACGUGAAGUAGGCGCGUGUGCGUUGUGUGUGUGCGCGCGAGUGCGCUUACCCCCGUGUGCGUGUCGUGUGCGCGGUGUGGGCCACCGCUGCUCGAAGGACGUAUCGCUGCGGUUUGCAAGAUCAACUAAUUCUUAUCGAUCAGUCGAAGGAAGAGCAGAGUGAGAGAGAGUUGUGUGGGGUGAUCAGCAAUCAACACACCUGGUAUAGUCCUCGCGACCCCCUGCGGCUGAUCGUCAAUCAAACAACACACCCAGUACAGAACAGCCAGUUCUUUCUCAAUAUCGUCGUUUUUGGUCGUUUGCGCUACGAUCGACCAACCCGCUUGCGCUUGGUUGGUGCAACGGUGCAGAGUGUGCGGAGAAAGAGCGAGCGAGCGAGCGAGAGAACGAGCGUGCCCUCCGGUGGAAGACGUGCACGUAUCACACCCCCCUCCCCUCUCCAGCAGAGCCGAUAAGAAAGAUCGAGGAUGGCAUUAAAAAGAAUUAAUAAGGAAUUACAAGACUUGGGGAGAGACCCACCAGCACAAUGUUCAGCCGGUCCAGUCGGCGAUGACUUGUUCCACUGGCAGGCAACAAUUAUGGGCCCGCCAGACAGUCCGUACCAGGGAGGCGUAUUCUUCUUAACAAUACAUUUCCCAACAGACUAUCCAUUCAAACCACCGAAAGUGGCUUUUACGACACGCAUAUAUCAUCCAAACAUCAACAGCAACGGGUCGAUCUGUCUGGAUAUCUUAAGAUCUCAAUGGUCUCCCGCCCUGACAAUAUCAAAGGUGUUGCUGUCCAUCUGCUCUCUGUUGUGUGAUCCCAACCCCGACGACCCGCUGGUGCCGGAGAUUGCCAGAAUAUAUAAAACCGACCGGGAAAAAUAUAAUGAACUUGCCCGGGAGUGGACACGAAAGUAUGCUAUGUGAUGCGUUCCAGACGAGACAUUGCUACG
Messenger RNA from Anopheles arabiensis, 1375 nucleotides. It is a transcript of the gene eff, whose product is annotated as ubiquitin-conjugating enzyme E2-17 kDa. The record is from RefSeq and is a predicted model, not a curated record. Gene Ontology annotation, biological process: ubiquitin-dependent protein catabolic process; protein polyubiquitination. Gene Ontology annotation, molecular function: ubiquitin conjugating enzyme activity. NCBI's taxonomy places the organism in Eukaryota, Metazoa, Arthropoda, Insecta, Diptera, Culicidae. The transcript is spliced from 6 exons. Gene Ontology annotation, cellular component: nucleus. Bases 906 to 1349 code for a protein of 147 amino acids.